AUGGAUAACCAAAGUUUUGUUACUGAUUUCCAACUCUUAGGAUACUCUGAUGUUCUGGCAUUUCGCAUGUUAACAUUUGGAGGAUUUUUGCUUAUCUAUCUGGCUGCAUUAAUUGGAAACCUUCUUAUGAUAACUGUUGUAACCCUCAACCCUCAUCUUCAAACACCAAUGUAUUUUUUCCUAGUUAAUUUAAAUAUUGUUGAUCUAAGCUUCAUUUCAGUCACUGUUCCAAAAGCUAUGGCUAAUUCGGUGAUGAAUACCAGGAGGAUAUCAUAUUAUGAAUGCAUGGCACAAGUCUUUUUCUUUUUUUGGGCAGGAGCAUCAGAAUUCUUGCUCCUGACCUUGAUGGCUUAUGAUCGAUAUGUUGCUAUAUGUAAUCCAUUGAAUUAUGUGAAAGAAAUGAACCGGGCAGCUUGUUUGAAAAUGGCCACCAGCGCAUGGAUCUUUGGGUUUUUUGAUGCAUCACUAAACACAGCUUGCACUUUUACUAUCACAUUUUGUUCCAACAAAAUCAACCAAUUCUUCUGUGAAAUCCCACAGCUCCUGAAGCUUUCAUGUUCCAGUUCCUCCUAUCUUAUUGAACUUGGACCCCUUGUAUUUACUGUGUUAAUAUGUGUAAGCUGCUUUAGUUUCACAGUUACCUCUUACGUGUACAUCUUUAGACCUGUUUUUAUUAUUCCUUCUGUGGAAGGAAAGAAAAAAGCCUUUUCAACUUGUCUGCCCCACUUGGCUGUGCUCUGCUUAUUCUACUUUACUGGAGUGUAUGCUUGUUUGGGGACAAUGUUCAGAAACUCAUCAGGUUUAGAUUUGCUACUUGCAGUGUUGUACUCAAUGGUCCCUCCUUUCAUGAACCCCAUCAUUUACAGUAUGAGAAACAAAGAGAUCACAACAGCACUUUGGAAGCUUCCACAUAAAACAAGAAAUAUGAUUUCAGUUUAG
Ahaetulla prasina is the source of this 939-nucleotide messenger RNA. Its product is annotated as olfactory receptor 14I1-like. Gene Ontology annotation, biological process: G protein-coupled receptor signaling pathway. Lineage: Eukaryota; Metazoa; Chordata; Lepidosauria; Squamata; Colubridae. The transcript has a single exon. The record is from RefSeq and is a predicted model, not a curated record. Gene Ontology annotation, cellular component: membrane. Gene Ontology annotation, molecular function: odorant binding; G protein-coupled receptor activity; olfactory receptor activity. The coding region runs from base 1 to 939 and encodes 312 amino acids.